AUGAACGGCUCCGACAAGCGGCUGCUAUUGGUCAUCGGCAAGCCCAAGAAACCGCGGGGCUUCGCCAAGGUGCUGUCAAUGCUUGUCACAUACACACACAACACAAAGGUGUGGAUGACGGGGGAGAUAUUUCGGAAGUGGCUGACAGACUUUCAUAAGGAAAUGUCCGCGAAAAAGCGCAAAGUGCUGCUCUUGCUAGACAAUUGCAGCACACACCAUGUUAACGCACAUCUGAGCGCUGUCGAGGUACUUUUUCUGUCUCCGAACACAACCGCCAAGAUGCAGCCGAUGGACGAGGGAGUGAUAGCAAACUUCAAAGUGCAUGAUCACCGCCGUGUCAUCAAGCGUCUGCUCAUUGACAUCCGUACAGCCGACAACGCUGCCGACCUGAAGGUGCCACUAUUAAAGUGGUAUUUUUCGCAAGCGGAGCCCGGCGGGACAUGA
Messenger RNA from Dermacentor silvarum, 444 nucleotides. Its product is annotated as tigger transposable element-derived protein 6-like. Gene Ontology annotation, cellular component: nucleus. The record is from RefSeq and is a predicted model, not a curated record. The transcript has a single exon. Lineage: Eukaryota; Metazoa; Arthropoda; Arachnida; Ixodida; Ixodidae. The coding region runs from base 1 to 444 and encodes 147 amino acids. Gene Ontology annotation, molecular function: DNA binding.